AUGCAAGCAGAGGCUGCUUCGGUCGCUGCUGCUGUUGCUGUUGCUGCUGGAGUCGCCAGGCUGGAGUUUCCCAAGAUGAGAACAGAAGGCAGAUGGGGGGACAGGCCGGCUACUGCCAUUGAGCAAGGUAGGCAGGCGGGGGGGGGGCGGUUCUGCCUCGCGGAUGGUUUCUUAUUUUUUUCGGGGGGGGGGGUCUGGCUUCAUGUGCCAAAUCCUACAGCUUGUGGUGGGAGGGGGAGGUUGGGGAAGGCUCUGUCUUGGGAUCCCUUCAAAGUUUGCGGGGAAGGGAUCUGCUUGUGCAAAAUGACCGGGUCGCUUUUGGCUGCGGUGGGGAGGUGACCAGCAGGAAGGCACUGCUCCCCACUCUCCGUAGCUGGGCUGGCGGACCGCAUGGGGAACUACAGUACAGUACGUGAAGAAAUGCAUGUGAGCAUCUGACGAACACCCCUUUUUGCGAAUAUUCUUAAAGCCAGAGUUCAUUUUUUUUAAAGUAGUGCCUAACUGCACCGCUGCUGCCCGUACUUGACUAAUGGUCUCUCGGCUUUUGGCUUAGAAGAGGAGGAUCGAAAAGGAGGAGAGCAGGUCGGGUUGCCCUAUGGAAAUCUGUGCGUGAAUUCCUAGUGGCGGGAUCGUCUGGAACUGAUCUGCAGGGUUAUCCAUUGGGAUUUAUGGAGAUCUGGGGGUAUUCUGACUCGCUUGAAGGCGGGAGACGUUUCCACAGUGGAGAAAGGGUGACUUAUUGCGAAAAGUUGUGAAUCGUCAUGGAAAUGGCUACCUCAAAAGCACGGGUUUCAAAAUGCCACAGAAUCUUGUUGGAUUCCCACCCCCAGCCCCCAUCAAAGAAGGGAAAGUCUCCUUACCAAAUCCACAAGCUUGGCUAAAAGGAAUUGUGUGGGUCACACCAGUGGGCGUGGGGAAACCCUCCUCCCUUUUCGCCCACAUUUUCGGUGCUCUUAGGAAUGCAGAUAAAACUUUCUGGCAUAAAAGCUGCUGAGUUUGCCUUUCCGUUUUCAGGAGCAGCAGAUAAAGGGGUUCAGCCCAGCUGAUUCCAGGUCUGUUCAAUCUUACUGCAGUGUGCUUUAGUUUUAUUAACUUUUAAACCCAAUCAGAGAAUUGAGUCCAAUUAGGUGUUUCAUAUCACACUGUUCUGUAAGGUUUUUUUCUCUUUCAUGGAAGGUAAACUGAAGUGAUGAGUAAAUCCUAGCAUGGAAAUAAUCCAUCUUCUCUCCCUUCAUCUUGUUAAAAAGAGAGAGGCUUGGCAAAGGUCUUCACAAGCCUGCUAUAAAAAUAGAGAUAACUUCUUGUUUUAAAAAAAAAUUGUAAAAAAAAUGGGGGGGCACAGGAAAAAAAACUCAAGUGGAAUUCACUAGGUUUUAAAAAAUGGAAUGGUUGUGUAAUAACCCCCAAAUUUCUCAAUUCACUUGGAAAGCAAAGUUACACCCUGGGAUUGAUGAACAGUUUGUACAAUGCCAUUUUUACUUCCUUACGUAGGGCCCAUCCAUCCAAUCUCUCCCCCCCCCAUUCCUCCCCCACACAAAUAGACAAUGUCACCAGAACCUGCUGUAGUUCAGUGAACAGUGCUCUAAUUUUACACAAAUGGAUUGUUUAGUCUCCAAGUUCAUCCAUGGCCAUUCCUACCAUUGGACAAUGUGAGGUAACCUGCCUCAAGCAGGUUUUGUGCUGUAUUGUUUUAAAAGGCAGCAAUAUAUCAUUUUGUUCAUUUUUAAAAUAAAUUAUACAAUUUAUUUUUCACCAUGGAGGCAUACCUUGGAUCUUCUGCCCCCAAGUGACUCGGUGUUUAGAGUAAUCUCUGGCCUUUAGAUCCAACCAUAGUAUGGGAUCAAUUGACCACCAUAGAGGGGAGUGGGAUUGUAUGGCUGUAAAGUAUUUUACCCACUCCAGAUUUUUUUUAAAAAAAAUUACGCAUGUAUAUAGUAGCAAAUGGCACAUUUCCAUUGUCUAGAAAAUUGCGACGGUGGUGCAUCACAACAGAGCUUCGUCUUGGAUGUAGCUAUGAAAUGUUCCAUAUUUUUUUGAGAAGCUUUAAAUUUCCAGCACCAGAUUCCAAAGUGGAACAACUGAGACAGACACAUUUUUUUCUGCCCAAAUUAUAGAGAGGGAAAGUAGUAAUAAUUUUGUUUUCGGGUGGGGCAGGGGGUCUCUCGGAGCUGAGGGCUGUAGUAGUGGCUGAUUUUCAUCCUUCUCAUAGUAUAACUUCAAUCCAAAGUCAACACAAUAUCAUAUUCCCUUAAUCUUAACAUACAUGCUUGGUGCUUUUUGGCAAGCUGGAAAUGAACAUUGCUUCUCAUUGGUGGCACUAGAUAAUUGAUGGGUGUGACUGAACUUAGUUACUAUUACUUUUUAAAAUAUCCAUGUGCUGUACAAAUUGAAGGAAAAAGAAGAAACUCCUCUGUGUGUGCGUUCUGAAUAACCUGCAAUAGUUGUUUCAACAUGGGGUAUAUACUAUGAAAUACUUUCCGUGGCACUUGGAAUUUGGUUGCAGUUGGUAAGCCCAAUAACCUUCUCAGCUAAUGGUGCCCUUUAAAUGAUGGCCAUUAACUAGCUGCCUUGUCCUUGCAUUGGCUUGGGCGGAUUAAGAACCCAGGAGAGUUGCUAUUGUCAUGCUUUUGACACUGAUGUGUUGGUCCAGCAUCAACUCCUUGCUUGUAACCCUGGUGAAACUGCCCACAUGUUAGUAGGCCUAGGGAAGACAGGUGCCAGGAUAAAGUUGGGUGUGCUUCCAGCCAUCGUUGAGCCUUUAUUUUAUGUGGUGCAAUGGAUAGUCAGAAACAUUCUUUUAUGUAGCAUCACUAGUUUGCUGCAAUGCUUUUGCAGCAGGAGGGUGGCCGCUAUUACAUUCUCCAGAUGUUGUGGGGCUGCAGCUCCCAUGAAUCUUGUCCUCUAUAUAUUUCUACCUUUGGCCAUGCUGGUUGGGGAUGUUGGUAGUUGAAGUCCAACAGCAUCUGGAAGACAUCACAUUGGCAUUGCUUGUUUUAGAAACUCCAUGGUGAGGAAGGACUGCCUCCUGUCUAGGCACUUACCAGGAUAAAAUCUGCUUUUCUUUAAUGGCAUCACAGACGCUUAAAUCAUUCCCUGUACUUUUUCUGUGGGUAUUAAGAGUUAAACAAGAUACGACUGGGCAGAGCCAUGCUCCUUUUAUUAAUAUGUCUUUCCCAUUCACAUAUAAACUGUGGAGGCAUCUACAACAAAAGGAGUGAACUGAUUAUGGUAGCCGAACCCUCACCGCACCUUGCCUCCCUUGCAAUCUGUUGCAGAAAGUGCCCCGUGGAAGCGAUUGAUUGAACAAACCUUCUGUGAUGCUUCCUUGGUGGCCUAAGAUCUGGCACUGUAUUUUUCAGAGACCAAAGCUUUUAUUCAUGGUUGCCUGUUCCCUUGUUUGGCAAGGUCCGUUGAAGGAGCACACUGCCCUGGGCAAGACCCAGCUGCUUGCGGCGAUGUAGCAAUUCCUCUCUGCCAAUUUGUGGGUGGCGUUUUGGCUUUUCCAGUGUGACAUCUAGACCACUUUGCUAAGAAAAAAUGGAGAGGGCAGUGAUUUUUUCCAGUCAGUAUUAGUGCAAAAUACCUAACAAGUUUUACUCUUGGUUCAAUGUGCGAUCUCUGUAAGUAAGAGAAAAUUAACUUUAAAGCAAAUGGUAUCAUCAUACUUUCAGGAUGCGCUCCAGCCAAAUCCCAAAGCAUUUGCAGGUGCAGAGCAGGGCCAGCGGGUGGUCUGGCCUUCAGACGGCCUGUAGAGAUUCCUGAGGGCCAGAUAGAGGCCUGGAAGCUGCAUUUGGCCCCUGGGACUGAGAUGCCUCACUCCUGAUUUACAGGAUGGAAUGGUGGUGGAUAGGUUUGCUAAGACACUGGAGAGAGAGAGAGAGAGAGAGAGAGAGAGAGAAAGAGAGAGAGAGAGACUACAAACUUGUUUAUCUAUGGUAACUUGUACUGUCUCCUUUUCCCUCCCCAAGAAUCCUGGUUCUUAUUUGGUGAGCAUACUGAAACUUUCUGUUAGAGAUCAACAGAAUUCCAGUUCCCAGGGUUCCCUUGGGAGACGGAUUGACUCUUUGAAGCAGUUUAAGUCUCUAGUGUGCUAUAGAUAUACCUUGAAAGUUUGUGCCAGGGUGAUAAACCACAAAAAAGUGCUACACUUUGGUACUGGCCAAUGACAGGUUAACAAAUCUUUGUUUAUACUCCUGCGGUAAGUCCAUGUGGCUCUUUUGCUGUGUGAGGGUUACUGAGUGUGCUUAGGACGGGUUUUGUUUUUAUUGUCCUAGUAAAACUUUGUGGCUGCUUUCCUUGAACCGCCAAGGAAUUUAACAACUGAUGGAGUAACACAAUUGCAAGUUGGCGUGGAACUGGCUACUUUUUCAGGACCUGCCAACCCUUAUUGCUUAUUUACUACUUUGCGUUUAUUACUUGAGCUUUUGUUUAAAACCUUUGGCUAUUGAUGAUAAAAAUAUACAGAAGAUACAUACAUUGUAUUCCAUUUCUGUGCUGGUUUCAAAGGAAGGGAGAUAAUUUUAUUAUUUAUAAAGACUUUAAUAGACUUGCUUAGGUGACUGCAAAAGUAUUCAAUUUUCAGUGUCAAAGACUGCGUUGUGAAAUAGAUGUACACUCCAUCAAAUACAAUUAAGCUUACUUCUGAGGAAACACACAUUGGAUUGUGCUGUACAGGUCUGAAAUCUGAAAGCUGGCAUAUUCCUGCACCUAUAUUGGCACUCAUUUUAUCUAUUUGUAUCUCCUGUAAUUGGACUGGACAGAAGUUUUGUAGCGUGUUACAUUACUUUGUGAGUUGUUCCCAAGUAAGUGUUCACAGGAUUGCAGCCUUACAGCAGAAGCUUGUGCAUGUUUACUCAGAAGUAGGACUCUUUCUCAUUGGUGGUUCCCCACUUGUUGCAGAAUUCCUUCCUCAAUAACAUUCAUCUGGCACCAGUGCUGUUCUGUUGUCUUUGGGUGCCAGGCUUAAACAUGUUGUGAUUUUAAAUGAAAUGAAUUUCUACCACUGAGUCAUGACCCUUCCAUGUUCCUCCUUCUCUGGUGUAGUAGAGUACAGUUUUGUGCUUUGUAAUAAUAAUAUAAUAAUGAUUUAUCAUUUGUACCCCGCCUAUCUGGCUGGGCCUCCCCAGCCACUCUGGGCAGCUUCCAACAGAGAUUAAAAAUACAUUAAAACAUCAUUCCGUAAAAACUUCCCUAAACAGGGCUGCCUUCAGAUGUCUUCUAAACGUCAGGUAGUUGUUUAUCUCUUUAGAUUUUCAAAAACAAGAAACAAUAUUAGAUAGCAGCCUUCCCCCAUUUCAGCUUCAGACCAAGAUACAGGUGUGAAGAUCAAUCUCAUAGCAAGAAAAACAAGUAUUUCCUGAUUAAGUUCCCUGUGUAUACUCACUUGAGUGAAAAACGUUCCAUCUCCUAUUGCCUGGAUUUCCACUGACUGAUCAGAAUCUAAGAGGAGCAACGGGUUCCAAAGAGUGCUAAAGGUAGGAGGAAAUUGUGUGUUAGACUAUUACUCCUCUGAAUGGAAUUUUUCCUUGCACACACUACAUCUCUCCCCAUCGAUUUACUUUUGAGAGCUGAGUUUCUGCCUCUCCGAAGCCUCACCCACCCAGCAUGUGGGAGCUUGCCAAAAUGCAUGUAGACAACCACUUCAGCCGCUAGCAAUGAAAUUUUCCUAUUGGGAAAUGUGGUUGUGAACAAAGGCUAAGCAGAGGGAGACUGAGCAACUGAUUAGUCGCCUACAAACACUGAUCUGGCUCCCACCCUCUUUCCCCUUUAUUAGUUUCCAUUGUAGAGUUACACCAGCAAGGUACUCACCUCAAAAAGGAUAUUGUAAGGUCAGAAAAGGGCAACUCACGCAAUCAAGGCGAUAGAGCAAUGAAAAAAGGUUACAGCAAGUAGAAGAAGUGAUAGAAGUUUAACAAUUUUUGCAUGGCAUGGAGAAAGUGGGUAGAGUAAAGUUUUUCUCCAUCUCUCAUGGAACUCACGGGCAUGCAGUGAAGCUGAAUGUUGGAAGAGCCAGGACAGAAAAAACCAAGUCCAACCUCAUGCAGCACGUAGAUAAACUAUGGAACUUGCUCCUCCGUGAGGCAGUGAUAACCCUCAACCUAAGAAGAUGGCUUUCAAAGAGAGUUAGACAAAUUCCUGGAGGAGAGGGCUAUCAAAGGCUACUAGCCAUGAUGGCUGCUCUCUGCCUCCACAGUUGGAGGCAGUAACGCAUCUGAAUACCAGUUGCUGGAAACAGAGGAGAGAGUGUUCUUGUACAGUGGUACCUCAGGUUACAUACGCUUCAGAUUACAGACUCGGUUAACCCAGAAAUAGUACCUCUGGUAAGAACUUUGCUUCAGGAUGAGAACAGAAAUCGUGCUCUGGCGGCGCAGCAGCAGGAGGAGGCCCCAUUAGCUAAAGUGGUGCUUCAGGUUAAGAACGGACCUCUGGAACGAAUUAAGUACUUAACCCGAGGUACCACUGUACUCAGGUCCUGCUUGCAGGUUUCCCACAGGCAUCUGGUUGGCCACUCUGAGAACAGGGUGCUGAAAAGAAGAGGGUUAUGCCUUAACCAUUACGACUAUCCCAUUGUCCUUGGCUCAGAUAAGAAGGAACCAAGGAGAGCAAAUAAAUCAAAAUAAACCCUCUUCUUCCUUUUGCUUGCUCAUGCAAGUUUCAGGCUAAAGCGAACUACGGUGAACUUAAUUAAGUAAACUUGACUUAGGUGUCCCUGUCACUUGAAGUACAAACUCAAGUGGUGUUUCAGAAGCUCUAUUUCAUAAAUGAUGCCGAGAGCUAGACCGCGGACGCUUAUAGAAUAAGCUUCAAAAAGCCUCUUGACAUAGCUCAAGACACAGGUUAGCAUAUACUCUCUCUAAAAAAGAGACAGUGAUUGUGAAUGCUCUUCAACACUUUUUUUUGAAAAGUGAAAAAUAAGGAAUGAAAAUGACAACCUUUCCUCCAUGCGUGCGCGCACACACACAUACACACACACACUCCAACAUUAUAAAUAGCCAGUUUAGGCUUUUCAUGUCAUAGCUUGGUUGCAGCUUAGAAAUUAAAAGAGAGUGAAGUGGAACCAGCUGCAGUUGACUCCUCUGCAAAUGUAUUUGUGAAUUUAAGCGAUAGGAUUGAUUGGGAGAUAUGUGUGGGGCUCAGUGCAUAGGCUAUUUAUUUUCUGUGGAAGAGCUUCUGGAGCGGGGAAGAUGGUUCAUGUGAUAUGUGUCCUGAUAAUGGUGAACAAUAUCAUGCCAACGGAGAUCUGCAUAGACAAUAGAUGCAACUUUCUGAUGGCAGCUCCAGUGAUUGCAGUCUUUCAGCCACUGCGAUGGCACAGUCCCAGGAAAUCCAGUUCAGCUGCAGUUGUAUCAAUGGGCGACUUGAUUGACAAGUGACUGUUCUUCAUGCAGCUUGGUCUUGGAAUAAGGACAGUCAGGGUCGUAGUGUGGAAGAUUCCUGGAAGGUGCGCAGAUUCUGCUGAGGCCCAGUAAGGUGAAAUGUGGCCACAGUGGAACGUUGUGCCAUCUCUACUUGUGGGUGCAUAAGGCAGGAGUGGGGUUGAUGCGAACAGAUGCAUGAGAUUUGUGCGCCACUGUGGGGGAACGACUUGGGACUGAUUGGAUAGGCCUGAGAAAAGGAAGUGGUGAUGCAGCGAACAUGUUGCUUUGUUCACCAGACACUGAAGGGCUGAGCUCACUACUGCUUUGCUUGGAGCAAGAGAUUUCCAGGCUAUCCAAACAGCUGUAAAAGUUCUUGCUCUGCAAUAGUCUUGCAAGCUGGGGAGAGGGGAGGGGGUGACGUUUAUGUGAUGGAAAGGAGCAGAAAAUUGCUUUUCCCGAAUGAUUUCUUCUCUCUUCUUGUGCAUUGGCUACCGGCCAACCAUGCUGGAAACUCUGCUCACAUGACAGGAGGAGAGUGGGUGUGAGGAAAGAGGCCCACAACAAGAGAAAAUGGGGAUGAGGCGGUGGAAAAACAAAAAGCAAGUGAAUAUCUGGCCAGGCUGAGCUUUGAAUCUGUACUGUAGUUUAUGCUGGGAAUGCUCUAGGUCCUAGAGCACUCAGACGUGGGUAAUUCUAAGUGGGCUACUUUUGGAAGAUGGAGCAUUAAUCCUUCCAAACCCAGAAUCUAAUUGAUGGAGCAGGAAACAUGCAGCUCCUAUGACUGUGUUCUUAAGUCAUGAUUCAGCCAUGGUUUAUUGCAAUGGGAAUAAGCCCAGCCAGCCUCAAUUCCCCAGGCCUGCACAUUUCCGCCCCCCUCCUUCUCCACUUCCAGCAUGGCUGAGAGGAGCAGUUCAAAAGGUUUGCUUCCUUUUUUGUUUGACUGCAGCUUCUCAUAUUUGUAUGAGCUCCCCAAAAUGUGGAUAAUCUUAACUAUGGUUUGUUUGAAACAAGUCAACUUUAAUAUGUGAUUGAUGAAGCUGGCUUGUUUCAGCAAACAGCGGUUAGGAUUUCAUCACAGUUUAGGGCUCCGAUGUAUCACUAAACUGUGUUUAAUCAAAAUGGGAAGCAAAGGCUCCUGGUCACCUCAUCACAGUCACACCAGAGGAGAAAAGAGGGGAAGGCUAGGCUAGUUCCCAUCAUGAUGAAUGGUUUAUUUACUCUACAAGUGAUAAGCUAUGACAGUGCCUGUUCUUUUGGUUAGAGACAUAUACCAUGGGUAGGCAAACUAAGGCCCGGGGGCCGGAUCCGGCCCAAUCGCCUUCUAAAUCUGGCCCGUGGACGGCCCGGGAAUCAGCAUGUUUUUACAUGAGUAGAAUGUAUGCUUUUAUUUAAAAUGCAUCUCUGGGUUAUUUGUGGGGCAUAGGAAUUCAUUCAUUCCCCCCCAAAAAACAAAUAUAGUCCGGCCCCCCACAAGGUCUGAGGGACAGUGGACCUGCCCCUGCUGAAAAAGUUUGCUGACCUCUGACAUAUACAGUCAUACCUUGGUUCUCGAACGCCUUGCGACUCGAACGUUUUGGCUCCUGAACACUGCAAACCUGGAAGUGCGUGUUCUGGUUUGUGAAUGUUCUUUAGAACCCGAACGUCCAACAUGGCUUCCACAGCUUCUGACUGAGUGCAGGAAGCUACUGCAGCCAACCAGAAGCCGCGCCUUGGUUUUCGAACGUUUUCAGAAGUGGAACGGACUUCUGGAACAGAUUCCAUUUGACAACCAAGGUACGACUGUACUAGGAAAGCAUAAUUGCCUUUGACUAACAGUUCAAGAUGAUCUUUGUUGCCAUGUGAAAUCGCAGGCUGUGCACUACAUGGUGCCUUAGCAUACAUGUGCAUGUAUCUGCAGGUAUGCACACUAGGGAUAAGGUGGAUCUGGGUCCAAGAUUUCUCUUCAGGAGCUGGACCUCUAAGGAAUGAACAAUCUAGCUCAACUAACAGAAUUUUAACAUGCCCCUCCAAAGGCAAAAAUGGGGACAGAUUUACCAGGUACAAGAUUCAGGAUGUUGUGACUGCCUUUGGUAAAUAGGGACAACUGGAGCAUACAUGUCUGUGAACCAGCCCUCCAUCUGUCAAAGAUUUUGUGAGUUCCAUGAGAUCAUGCUUUCCUGCAACUAAUGCAUGUCUGAAGCCAAGGUUAGUUAGGAUUGAUAGCGCUGGGCCAGAUGAAGCAUUGGCCUGGCUUAGGCGUAUAUUCCUUAUCUUCUCAGUUGUGCGCCUUUUUAAUGAACUGCAUUUACAAAGCCAUGAAAUCAUCAGAGUUAACCUCCCCAUUUCCUUCCUACAAUCUUGGCUGACAAACUGCAUUACUGCAAGCAGCUCAGGCAAGAGCGAUAAUUGCGCUGCUCCUCUGCCAGGACUGAGGAUGAAUAGGCUUGCAUAUAGCAAUGAUUACAUCAGCCUGAUAGCAUGUUGGAAUAAGAGAGUGCUGGCAGGUCCAUAGCACCUCUUUAGGAGGGAAGUUGCUCCUAUUAGGGCUCAUCCACUUCUGGUUUUGAGCAGCAUCAUCCUCUGUUCUUUUUCUUUCUGGUGGUAUCAUCUAAAGUUAUUGUUUAGCAAGCAGCAGCAGCAUAGUGGCCGUUGAAAUUCCCAGCCAGUGCCUCCGUUUUGACCAGUGCAGGUGCUCCCACCUGGGCACGUCUGUUUGAGCAGCCUGUUGUAAUUAUUUAUGUCAGCGUCCGCACAGGGCAAACACCACCUUGUCCUUUUUCAGGUGUCACUUGGCAGCUGUGGUCAGUAAGGACAUGAAUAGUGGCCUGUUCCUUACUCCCCUGGCCCUGGCUAGCAGUUGAGGGAUGUUGCUGGGAGCUACAGGGUGCCUGUGCAGAUGCAGCUGUUGGUUACACUCCCUAAGCAAUAAUGUUUGCAAUUAGGACAAGCUUUGCAAAAAUUGAGCUGCUAGAUCAAAGCCCGGAGGUCUGGCGAGAGUUCAGGUGUUAGUUGUAACUGACUUGUUGAGUAGCCUUUGAACUCUGCAAGAGGCACCCAACUAGCAAUUAAGAUUAAAAUUUAAAGGGAAAAGAACACAUCUCUUGAAAAGAAAUCCAGUUUAAAUCUGCUGAUUAUCCUUAAUGUAUCGCAGUAACACACUCCUGUGAUAUUGCUGUGUGGUUGUAUUUUUUAAAAAAGAGAGAUGCUUUUUUCAUUUUCAUCCAAGGUGUCUGUCUUUCCCUGAUAGGCUUGAUGUUGCCUGAUGGGGCAAAAGUGCCAUAAGCUGUUGCAAAUAUUUGUAGUCUACAUGCAAAGCCAGUCUGGAGUUUGGCUUAAGGGCAAAUAAUGAGUGCCAAGAGAGGUGGAAAGGGCACCAGCUGCGGUUUUGAGCUAGCUUGAAAGACAUUUCUAAGGACCUAACAAAACAUUUAACAUACAAAGACACGUUGCAUGCUUCUAGCAAACCCCUGACAAAGACUGUUAUUUUUGUUUAUAGUAAGCAAAUGUCUAAAAACCCAAGGUGGAGGUGUGGGUUGGCAAGUAGGAGCAUAAUUUAGGGGUACAGAAAUCAAUGGGCAAUGAAAAGGAUUCGACCCUCACGACCCACUUAUAGUGGUUUUCCUUUCCUUUCCCUUUCUUUAUUUUCCUUUUCUGCGGGAAGGAGAGUAAUCAGAAUGUUGUGUUCAUGUUUAGUAGUAUAUAGCGGGACACACAAAAUAGGUAAGCUGUGAUGUUAUUAUCCAAAUGGUACCAUCCAAUUAAGAAAAUCUAGUCCAUUAAUAAAUCAGAUUGGCACAUGAAUGCAAUUUCUGACGAAGAAGUAAAAUGCAUAUGGCAGGAGGAAUACUUAAUACCAUUAAUAUGUGAUGAUGGCGCUUUGCAAAGUUCCAUGCCCUGAGCUGUAUACCAUUUCAAAUUCAACAUACAGGAGUUAACAGAGGAUGGAACUGGAAAUGGAGUAGGGUAAACAGAACGCUGGAUUGAGGUGAGACAAUGAAAGAAGAGGCUAUUCCAGUCCAGGUGAGAGGCGAUAUGGGUGUGAACUUGAUGUUUUGCCGAGAGUGUUCGUAUUUUUGUAAAGAGAGGGUAAUAUGACUUGGCAGCGGACUUGAUAUGGUGAGUGAGGAGUCAAAGUUGAAGACAAGGCUUUGUUACAUGUUCAGCAGGGUGGAUGAAGACUAAACACCCAGCCUUAAUAAGUGAAAUGGUUGCAAUUACAUUCUGAUGACUUGAAAAGGCUUUCAGCUGGGCAGGAAUUGUGGGUGGUGAGGAUGAGCAUAACAGGAUGGUUGCGUAGGCCUAGGGUGUGGCUUCUGUGUUAGGGGAUACGAAGCUCGUACCAAGGUAUAAGCGCUAAAGUUGUUCUGGAAGAGAAGAGGAGAGUAGACCCUCCCUCUCCUUUGCAGAUGUUUAGCUGGUUUCUCGCCAAGCAAUAGUUUUGUAGCAGCCAAGAGAGGAGUAUGCAGUGCACGCCUCUGUAUAUACACAAUAUAACAAAGCAGGAAGGGUGGAAGUCCUCUGGGUAAUCAGCCUCUUGGGAUUCCUCCUCCUUUUUUUUUUAAAAAAAGUGAACAAAAUCCAGGUUGUGUUUUUUUUUCAUUUAGGGAGCAGAAUGAUGCAAACUUCAUGGGACAAUACUGGUGUUUCUUAGCAGGUUCUUUAAUAGCCAGCCUCAGCCAAACAUUACUUUAUAAGGUGCUAGAAAUGUUCCAGUUCCUAGCCGGAGGAAUUCCUGCUCAUUUGUUGGAAUUUUCCUUUCUAUGGAGGGUGGGGUAUCCUGAAAGGGAACCAUCCUCUUAAAAUUGAGAUGAAUCCAAACACUCCCAUAUUCAAUGAUCAUUAUAAACCAAUGAAAGCCUGCAUCUUUCCCCCCUAAAUGGAGAGGAUGACUUAAAUCGGGGAAAAUAGCAUGAGACUGAUGGUGGACACACAUACAUAAUACUUUAAAACAAGAGUCCACAUUUCCUCUUGAGUAUUGGGCUGUGUGCUGAUGGGACCUGUCACAGCCUCUUAGCAAAAUGGCAGAUCACCUCCUGAAAUAUCAUUGAGAUGUGGUCUUAGCUACCUUUGUGGUUCAAGUGUUGAACUUAGGCCAGGGAGACCUGGACAUGGCUAUGAAGCUUGCCAAGUGUUGUUGGGACAGUCACUGUCUCAGCCUACCUUACCACGCAGGGCUGUGUGAGGAUAAAAUUAGAGCAAGGGACUAUGUGCACUAACUUAAAUAGCUCCUUGGAGAAAAGGUUGGGCAUAAAUUUAGUAAAAUGAUUGGGUGAGCGAAUGGAUAAGUCUGUGUGCCUUAAGUAUUAUCUGACCUUUAAUCUGUCCUCGGAUGGGGGCGGGGGGAAUCACCAGUGAGGAAGAGAAAACCUUUGUUCUCUUGUCUCUUCCCGAGCAUAUUCAGCUGGCUUGGUUGCUCAUAAGAUACUUGGGCCAUUGAAAUACCGUAUUUUUUGCUCUAUAAGACUCACUUUUUCCCUCCUAAAAAGUAAGGGGAAAUGUGUGUGCGUCUUGUGGUGCGAAUGCAUGCUGCGCAGCUAUCCCAGAAGCCAGAACAGCAAGAGGGAUUGCUGCUUUCACUGCGCAGCAAUCCCUCUUGCUGUUCCGGCUUCUGAGAUUCAGAAUAUUUUUUUUCUUGUUUUCAUCCUCCAAAAACUAGGUGCGUCUUGUGGUCUGGUGCGUCUUAUAGAGCGAAAAAUACGGUAAAUUUGUUGAUUUUAUUUGUUUGCAUUUUUAAACACUUUAGUAAUGUUUUUUUAAAAUAAAAUAAUAAUAAAAAUGUUGCAUGUGAUAGCAAAGCGGUUCAUUUUUUGGUUUUCUUUCCUGGUUUCUAUUUGUUUUCAUGGAUAUGUAUUCUUUCUGUAUUAUUGGCUGGAGGGAAUGUACUGAUUAGGAAUGGGAGACCAGCAGCAGUUUCCUAAAUAGAUAGGUCUUAGUUAUUCUCUCUGACAUAUGCUCAGUUCCAUUUUUAAGUGUCUGUAGAUAUUUGGGGAAGUUAAUAUUUGUGGGAUUCUAAAUUCUUUACAUUCCUGGAUGCAGAGGCUCUGUUUUGCAUAUUGCGCUUACCCCCUGCCCCACUCUCUGUCCCUUGAUACCUUGCUCACAAUUGGCUUUGUUCUAUCUCCAGAGUUGGAGGCAGUGUUGCUUCUGAGUACCAGUUGCUGGAAACCACAGGAGGGUGGGGUGGAGAGUGCUCUUGUCCUCAGGCCCUGCUUGCAGGCUUACCAUGGGCAUCCUGUUGGCAGGAUUAGAUGGGCCACUGCCUGGGUCCAACAGGGUUGCUCUUAUGUUCCUGUAAUUUUAUUUUAUGUGUGGGAAUCUCUUUCUCUUAAAUACUGAUCGCCACCUUUCCCCAAGUUUCCAAGUACAGUGGUACCUUGGUUUACGAACUUAAUCCAUUCCGGAAGUCCGUUCUUAAACAGAAACCGUUCUUAAACCGAGGCGUACUUUCCCUAAUGAGGCCUCCCGCCGCUGGUGCCCUUCCACCGUGCGGAUUCUGUUCUUAGACCGAGGUAAAGUUCUCAAACCAGGACACUAUUUCCGGUUUUACAGAGUUUGUAAACCAAAUCGUUCUUAAACCGGACUGUUCUUAAACCGAGGUACCACUGUAUAACUUUUAGAAAGGAAAGAACUUUGUACAGAGGUGUUGAGCGAUUUCCCACUCAAGUAUAAUCACAUUUUUUCUCUUUAAAACAAACAAGUAUCUACUAAUACCUACACACACACACACACACACACACACACACACAUUUAGGAUAGUGGUGUUUGUCUUUCCAUGAUAGUCAUAGGUUUAUUUAUUUACUGCAUUUUCUACAGAGUUGUACUCACACCAGUUUGCAAAAACAACAGUCUAAAUGCACCAACAUAUCAGACCACCCCAGGUGUUAAGUUCAGCAGAGGGGACCCUCUUGGUAGUUCCACCUCCCUCAGAAGUCCAUUGGUGGUGGUGGCGUGGCCUAGGAGAAGGAAUUACCUGUGUCAGUCCCCAAGUUGUGGAAUUCCCUCCCCAUAGAGGGGUGUCUGGCUUCUUCAACGUAGAGCUUUUGGCUCUUUACCAUGGGCUUUGGCACCUGAGAUAUUGUGUUUUCAGGAUCCACCCUAAUCUCGUGGAUAUAAAACAUUAAAACUGUUUUUAAUUCUGAAUUUGAAAUUGUUAUAACCUGCCCUGAUACCAGCUGGUGAAGGAUGGAUGACAACGAAAUACUGUAUUCAUUGUAUUGUAUUGUAUUGUCACUAUAAUAUAAACUAUGACACCCAUCAGCAAGUAAUAAUUCAUUUAAAACAGAUCGAAGAAAAUUAUUGAGCAUAAAGCUUGCCAAUAGUUCAGUUAAUAUCCCUAAGUAAAGCUAAUGUCAAUGGUUAACAAACAAUGCACACACAUCCUUUUAUCUAAACUCAAAAGUGAAGAACUGCCUUGCAAUUCUUCCAUUGGCAGCUCCCUUAUGAAGCCUCCUGGAAUUUGUUGGGUGGGGUAUGGCAGAUACAAGCAGACAUGCCCUAAUGGCAAAACAUUAGCCACGUUAAUGACUUCACACUCAUAGCAGUAAGCCAAAGAAUGACUUACUGGAGCCAUGCAAAUGUUCUACAGCUCCCAGAGAGGAGCUCACACACCCCUUUGUUCCUUCCCCGCUCCUUUAAAGCACAGUGCAGCUUGGCUUCACUUGCUGUCCAAAGCUGCAAUUGUGGUUAAGGUCUCCUCCUAAACUCUAAUCUGUGGCCAAGGUUUGUCCUGUGGUUACAGAUCCUUGUAAAGGAGAAGGGAUGCUGUUAAACCGUGAUUCCGGCUUCAAACAGCACACGAUCCCAAGCCUCAUCUUAGCAGCAGCGCCGUUCUGAGUGAAAAGGUCCAGGGAGGAGUAGAGUGGGUGCGGGCCCCUCUCUGGAAGCUAGCAGGCUUGUAAGCCAUAGUUUGAUAGAUCCAUGACAUGUGAAAUAGACCUCAGUCCUGAUCGUCAUGGGAUGGUCAAAGCACUUUCUUUUUUGGAUGCUGCGAUAUCUUGGAAGUACAGAAAUAUCCCUGCAGAUCUGCAAAGGUGGAAAAUAAGAGGCUUCUGAAAAAUAGCAUACCAGAUGUAGGACCUUCCUGUUCCCCUCACUGUGGUGUUUUAAAACAUACAUUUCAAAGGCUUAAAGAAAACCAAAAACCUCUUUCUCUCCAGGCCAUACCGUUCUUGGCUUCCAAAAGUUGCAUUUGCAAAUUUCAAGGGCUUUGCCUCUUCAGUUCCUUAUAUUGGUUUGGUUUUGGAGAAUAGCGCUGUGAAUCUAUGACACUGUGUGCAUAUGCAUGGGGGAGGCUAAAAGAGAGAGAUGCGUGAAAGGAGGAGGAAAGACCUCUCUCACUCUUGCUUUCCUCCUCUAGCACGCUCUUUUUAGGCUGCUGUGUUUUGCUUUUGUCUUAUUGGCCAUCAGUACAAUGACCCAGUUAACUGCGGUAUCACAGUGUGCUCCCUCCCCCACACUUCCUUUCCCCUGGCAAGACUCGGCACUCUCAAAUUUCCCUCCCUAGUUCAGGAGGAAUGGUGCUUCUCAGAGCUACAUUCCUUUGGAAAAGCAAAGCGGGGAACGUGCUCCCUUUGGCCGUAGUAGCAGAUGGCCGACUGUGACUAGAGGCAGCUAUAGCACAAUGCCGACACACUCCCCGUAUCUGAAUGCAUGCGCAUGCACCAGUGCUGCUUCUCAUUUCCAAAGCAACCUCGGUUCAGCUGCGAUGUUGCAGGGGUGAACAAAAAAGGCAGACCUUUAAAAGUGCCCCUUUGCCUUCUGAUAAUGACGUUAGCUUUUUCGUUUCGUCUUAAAAUCAUGAGCUCUCUUACCUCUGUCUUCACGUUAUAAAAAAGUGCAGCAAGAGAUGGCAAACCUAGAUCUAGCUUAUUCCUGACUUUCUCCAUUAUCUUUUAGAUAUCUCUAGUAAUGGAGUUUGAAUUUAUAAUUGCAGGCUCUUACUAUGCCAGCAGGUGUUCUUUAUCUUAGUAGAUUUCCCAGUUGGUUCUCUCUGUAUGACUGUUGAAUUCUCAAACCAUACUCUCAAAUGUCACUACGUACCCAUAUAUGAAUAAAGUUUUGUAUGAGGUGCUCCUUUCUUACAGUUUUCUCCUUUGACCACACUAUCAUAUUGAUUUGGGGUUUUUUGUGUGUGAACAUACAAAGCUACCGUAUGCCGAAUCUGACUAUUGGUCUUAGCAUGAAAGCAUCUUCUAGGAUGAGCAGUGCAGAUUACAAAUAUCUCAGGCAGACGUCUUUUCCUAAACUAAUUUUUAAGUGAGAAUGCUAGGGACUGAACAGACAACUCCCCAUUUGCACAGGGGUUACGUUCCAAGGCACCACAAGUUUAUGUACAAUCUCGCAUAUUUGAAACACCAUUGGAAAAGCCUGCAAACACCCUCUAAACCACCUGAAACCCUUUAAAAAACCCUUUUAAAACCAGCAGCACAUACCAGAUGCCAAACCCCACCACAGCCACUCCCUCCAAACCUCCUUGCUCAAACUCCCAACUCUCCACAGGCCUCAACAGUCAGUACAAGGACUCCUGGGAUUGCAUUUGCAAAGGCUUGUAGGAUUGUUAGGUGCUGCUUUUGUGUCUUUUUUGCCCUUUCUGGACUCUCUUAGGGCUGUUUUUGCCAUUUAUAAAGUCACUUCUAGUUUUGGCAUGAUCGCCGCAUGCGCAGUCUUGCUUCAGUUGGACGCGUAUCAAUUGGUUGUUGCCUGUAUAUACAAAUAUGUGCUGUACAACAGAGUUAUGGGCGCUGCAUUUGUCUAUCUAGUUCCAUCAGUACAUUGGUACCUUAUAAGAGUAGCAAAAGACAAUCCACUGCCCUGGGGAUCUACCUUACAAUCUAAAUUUCAACAGAGAAAGAGAGGGUUGAGGAGGGGAAAGUAGGAAGGGGGGCAAGACAAGGUUAACAAAGCAGCAGAGAGAGGGCAAGAAUGGACAAGAUAACCAGGAUUAGAGAUUAAUGUGCCGCAAAGGCAGCUCUGUGCUUAGCUUUGUUUACCAUGGGAUGUGAACUAAGACCAAGGCAAAGACCUCAUGGAAGAGGUGGGUUUCAGGGAGGCUGAUGUUCCUACCUGAAAUAAUUCUAUGUUCGUGUUCUGGAGAUUCUGCCUGGAUUCAGGGAAUUGGAUGGCUUUCGAGUUCCCACUACACUGAUUUAUAUGGUGCGAUCCAUUCUUCACUAGGCUUUGUAUUUAGUUCAUAAAGAAAUGGGAGUCAUAUAUGCACUGCAUUCACAUGUUGUACCCUUUUGAAAUACAGUGGUACCUCGGGUUACAUACGCUUCAGUUUACCUACGCUUCAGGUUACAGACUCUGCUAACCGAGAAAUAGUACCUCAGGUUAAGAACUUUGCUUCAGGAUGAGAACAGAAAUCGUGCUCCGGCGGUGCAGCGGCAGCUGGAAGCCCCAUUAGCUAAAGUGGUGCUUCAGGUUAAGAACAGUUUCAGGUUAAGAACGGACCUCCGGAACGAAUUAAGUACUUAAUCCGAGGUACCACUAUAUUAUAUUUGACUGUGAUAUAUGUCACUCUUUACAGAGCAUCACCUUAAUAGAACUGGAUAAAUAAGGGUUUGGGUAUUUCUCUCUCCUCCAUAUGUACAGUGGUACCUCGGGUUACAUACGCUUCAGGUUACAGACUCCGCUAACCCAGAAAUAAUACCUCGGGUUAAGAACUUUGCUUCAGGAUGAGAACAGAAAUCGUGCUCCGGCGGUGCAGCGGCAGCUGGAAGCCCCAUUAGCUAAAGUGGUGCUUCAGGUUAAGAACAGUUUCAGGUUAAGAAUAGACCUCCGGAACGAAUUAAGUACUUAACCCGAGGUACCACUGUACUUGGCUAUCCCUGCUGCCAACAUGGUGCCCUCCAGAUGCCACAGACUCCCAGCUCCCAUCAUCUCUGACUAUUGCCCAUUCUUGUUGGGGCCGAUGUGAAUUGGAACCCAGAAACUUUGGAACUUUGAUGUAGCACCUCAUCAGCAAGUUCCAACCUUUACACACAUACGUUAGUUGAACAGAUGCUGUGUAUUUUCUUUCGCCCCCAACCCUAAAUCCUGCCACUAGUUUGCUAGAACAUUAUUUGCUUAUUUGGGGAACUUCCUCUCCAUCUUUUCUGAUUCUAUACAAUGGAGGUCAAGCUUCUUUUUUGCUGAGAUCCCGGAGGAAAUGAAUCUUUCUGACCUGUGUGGAAGAAUGGGCGACCCAGCUUCUGCACACCGGCCAUAGCAGGGCUUUUGUGUCUCUGCUUCCUUGCCACAGGAAAUGCUGUAAAUAGAGAAAAGGAUGGGGUGGAAGGAGUUUAGGGCUACCAGAUGAGAGCUGAGCACCACUCCUGGUUUUCCUGUUAGCGUUUUGUCUUCUGCACAUCCGUCUUCUACAUAUAAACUUAUUGUUGUCUCGAAUGUCACUUUUUGUGUUUUGCGUAGUCUGAUAACCUUGAAGCUUUGUUUUGUUUUGCUUUGUUUAAAUUCCCUCUAGGAAUCCUAAACGGUGACACAGGGUGUCUUUCUUUAAGCAUUUUGAAGUGGCUCAAACCUAAAUAAUGUAUUAUCUAAGCCCGUGGCUGUGGUUAGAAAUCUAAACACACAUCCACUUAUGACUGAGGAAGAGGAUGCCAUUUUCUUAACAAGUGAGUGGCAUCAAUUUGAUACUUAACAAGGAGUAAAACUAGGAACGAUGCCAUCUUUUUGAAGGUGUGUGGGGUCUUCUAUGUUGGAUUUUGAAAAUUCCCAAAUAAAUGGCUCUAAUGUAAUCUAAAGGUGAAUAAAUUGGUUAUAUUUCACACACAAGAGUUCUUGGAAGGUUUAAUUGAGAGGCUGCAUAGUGCAGCUGUAAAACAGGAAAAAUUCAAACAAGGAAUUGGGUAAGAGAAUAAGGAUAAACCUUAAUGCCAUUAUACAAUCUCUAUUGCAUCAUGGCUUUAUCUAACAUGCUAAGUAUGGCUGUAGCUGCUGCCCCUCCAUCCAAAAAAUGCAAGAUUGUGGGGAGAUACAGAAAUAGUGGUUUGGAGCAUUUAUUUUUUGGGUGGGGAGGACAGCUGGGGAAAUGGACAUAGUUUUAUAAAAUGUUGCAGAGAUAGCGCCUAAUGGAAAGAGAUGAUUCUACCAUUAAUGAAAACAAACUAUUUCUAAGCAAGACCUUACCUGGAUAUUAAUUUUAAUGGCAAUGCUUGGAAAUAGUUAAUGGUGCAGUAAAGGAACUGCUAGGAGGAUGCUCUCAGUGAACACCAAGGCAUGUCUACAAUAGCUUCCCUACACUGAAUCAGGCCACCAAUCUAACCGUUUUUACAAGAGCAAUCAAACUGCAAAACAAUCUUUUGCAUAUUUACUUAGAAGUAGGUCGCACUGUGUUCAAUGGUUUUAUUCCUGAGGAGAACAUGCACACCUUUAACAAAGGUACUGAAUGACAGACACAUGAAUAGCAGAAUGCUCCAUUCAUAUAAUUCACAUUCAGUUUCAGUAACAUUUUGGUUAUACUUUGAAGAUAUACCCUAACAUCUUGGUAUUCUUACCUCUCUAUUUGUUGAGUAAAACUAUUUGCAUUCCCAACUAACCGUCAGUAUGCUGUGCUGCUGUAACUAUGACACCAGUAAAAACCUCUGUUUUGUAAGAUGGGGAAAACUUAAAACCUGCAAUCUUAGUUUCUCCAGGUGUCUUUACUACUAUUUAUCUAGUGACUCAUUUCUUUCUUUAGCUCAGUCACACACUACUGGCUUGUCUAACUGAUCAUUUUUUAUAAGGAUUAUUGUGUGCAUGUGAAAUGCAUGACCACGUAUGGAGAACAGUAUUUAUUAGUAUAAAUAUGGAGGAGGAGAGGAAAAUUUUUGCAGUGAAUACUGUGUUGACCAUUUAGAUCAGACCAUCUAGAAUAAAAGAAUAAGCUGCUGUAAUUUGAGGUUGGAAGACGUACAGCUUGUAAGAGUGUGGUUUCAUUUCUGAAAAUCUGCUUCAUAUUUGAACUUUUGCAUAUUAUACGGGUGUGUUCCUUUCAUUAUGAAUUUCUGCCUCUACUUCCCUGUCCUAUUAACUUUGGGGUGGGGAAUCCUUAUAUGAACUUAAGUUCAGAAAAUGUAACUGCACUGGCUUCAUUGAAAAUUUAAGUGCAGAAUCCACACAGAAUUUCCUUUGAAUUGUUCCCAGUGUUACUUUGCGUUACUUUGGAUUACUUUGCACAAAUAGAAGAAGAGAGAGCUCUUCCUCCAAUAUCGAGCCACAUUUGAUUUCUGACAACCUUGGUGCAAUUUGAUGUACACAGAUUCCUGCCUAAUGAAGUGCAGGCAUUCACUUGGCCUGUCCUGGUUCCCCAAAAGUCCAGUUGUCCAUCUUGAUAGCAACCUGUUGCAAGUGUUUCUGGUGCAGAUCUAACCUUGGAGUCUUAGAGCUUCUUUUUGACAUAGCCUCCCGAUUAGGGGAAAACCCUGUGUGGUUUGACUUUCUUUUUUCAGUGGCUCCUGUGGAUUGCGGGGGUGGUGUGUGUGUGUGUGUGUUGCGUAUGUCGGGAUAGGAAGAAAGGAAGGAAGGGGGAACUGAAAUUAGAAAAGGAGCCAAAGAGCGGCUGCUGGUGAAAGAUGAUUACAGCUCAUUUCAAGGCCACUUCCUGCAUGCCUAUGAUAGGACAGUAAACAAACGCCUCUUCGGAAGCACAGAAACGGGCAGGAACUAAUGUGUGGAAGAGAAGGGUCACAGCAGGGUCUAACUUGGCCUGGCAAGAGGAAGCUCCAGAUCACAUGGCCCUGGGAAUCUGUAGCCUUGUGUGCAUGUGAGAGAGAGUUGAGCCGAUUUUUUCUUCUUCAUCCUUUCUACCAUCCACCCUAUAGAUAAGCGAUCUCGUUUCUUCUCCUGCCCUCUUCCUCCCAUCCCCUUCUGGACAGUUGUGUGACAGUAUCAGAUGGCUGCUUUGUCCCCUUCCACAUCCCUCCCAAGAAUGCUUUGGGCAUUCCUAAGGUCAUUGUAAUGGUGAGGGCCUCCAGCCGGGACUUGACAUCCUGCCCUCUCCCAUUGCCAAUUUAUGGCCCAUAAAAGUUAACCACAAGGCCAAACUCCGCUCCUGCUGUUUCUAGAUCUCCCCAAGAUGAUGGGUGUCUCUGCCUUUCUCCUUCUGCCCUGGCCAGAGUUCUCCUUCUUUCCCCGCCAUGCCAAACCCUCAGUCUCCUUCGGAAGAUUUGUUACUUGAAGGCCCUUGGUCUUGUUUCGGAGCUUAUACUCUUUCCAAAAACACUAGAGGCACAUGCGCUCUCAAAAUGGUGCUAGGUCCAGUGCUAAAGAGCUGGUGGAAAUUAUGCCUUGUGCAUAGCAAAUACCUUAUCUCAUUGGUUAAGGUUUUAGAGCUGCCUUCCCCAACCUGGUGCCCUCUGGAUGCUUUGGACCACAAUUCCCAGCCUGGCAGGUAGUUAAGGAUGAGUGGUAGUCCAAAACAUCUGGAGGACAUCCUGUUGGAGAAGCUUGUUUUAGAGACGGCAGAGAUGGAGAAGUUAAUGAAGAGUAUCUAGUGGGGGAAUGGGCAGUCACUCCCCAUUACAAUGAUGGAACAUGAAGUCCCAUCACACUUCAUACUAACAAGAAACGUUUUCUCAUAAUUUUCCUUGCAUUUCUAAAACGUAAUGUUAAAACGCUCCAUCCCAUUGAUGAUCCUUUUUCACACAUUGGAACAAAGCAGUUUGGGAGCUGCUAACCUGUAGUGUGCUCUCAUACUGUUGGAGAGUAUAUGGGGUGUGAAUGAAGAAAUAUUGUGGGCCCUGCCUUUCUCCCAGCAGACUGUCAACUGUUUGAAGAUGGGUCAGAUGGUGGUGGGGAGAGAACCAUGUCAUCGGUCCCUCAGGUGUAGUAGCUUCAUUCUUAUAUCCUCUCCAACUGGGUUCACUCCACAAGGAAGUGAAUCAUACACCACUUACAUGCACAGAGGAGUUUCUGGGGCAUCAUGACAGAAAUUGAACAAAACUGAAAGCUUCCUCUUUCAGUUUGGAGAUGGUGUGUCCCUGACGUGGUCAUUCAUUUUUUGCAGACUGCUCCAUGGGUGUUGCUAUGUCCCAGGUGCUUGUUGUACCUUAUGUAGAAUCACAGAAUUGUAGAGUUGGAAUGUAUCCCAAGAGCCAUCUGGACCAGCCCCCUGCAAUGCAGAAACUACAGCUGAAGAACCCCUGACGGAUGGCCAUCCAACCUCUGUUUAAAAGCUUCCCAUGAAGGAGAGCCCACCAUCUUCCAAAGUAGUCUGUUCCACGGUCAAAUAGCUCUUACCGUCAGACAGUCUCUUCCUCUUUCUUUCAGUGCAUCUAGGCAGCAGAGGUUCCAAGUAGACUGGGCCUUUGAAUGGGUGAGAAUAAUCUGCUCUGAUCCUCCUUUGCUUGAUUGGGCUAAUAUAGUGGCCGGAGAAACUGAGCUGUAAAUUAGGAAGUCCCUGAUUCAGAGCUCUAGUGUGUGAUCCCUAGGUGGCUUUAGGCAUACCAUUCCCCUCUCAGCCUUAGCCACCUCCAUUUGUUGCACUGGGAGAUAAUAAUAUUAACUUGCCUUGCAGGGUUGUUGUAAAGAUUACAACAAGACAACGCACAUGAAACAUGCUGAAUGCUUGAAAAUACACCACACAAGUGUUAAGUUUUUGUUACGUUGAUCUGGUGCCCAGUGUCAUAGCCCAGUGGUAGAGCACCUGCUUUGCAUUCAGAAGUCCCAGAUUCAAUCCCUGGCAUUUCCAGAUAGGGUUGGGAAUGUCUGCUGCGUGAAACCUAGAGAACUGCUGACAGUCAGUGUAAAGGUAAAUGACCCCUGGAUGGUUAAGUCCAGUCAAAGGCGACUAUGGGGUUGCGGUGCUCAGUGGCGAAACACUGGGAAUGGCGUACAUCCGGGGGCAUGGCUGGCAUGCAUCCCAGGGGGUGGGGCAUGUCACCUGCGGGGGGGGCGUGGCGAGUGUCAAGCUGCGAGCGUUCUGGGGCAUGAGCGGCGAGUGUCCGAGUGGCGAGUGCCAAGCGUCCCGGGGUGGGGGCGACCAUGAUGGCACCCCCCGAUGGCACUCAGGAUGCACCGCCCCCCCCACUUCGUCCGCCACUGGUAGUACUGAUCUCGCUUUCAGGCCAAGGGAGCUGGUGUUUGUCCACAGACAGCUUUCCGGGUCAUGUGUCCAGCAUGACUAAACUGCUUCUGGUGCGACAGAACACCAUGACGGAAACCAGAGCAUGUGGAAACGCCGUUUACCUUCCCGCUACAGCAGUACCUAUUUAUCUACUUGCACUGGCAUACUUUCGAACGGCUUGGUUGGCAGGAGCUGGGACAGAGCAACAGGAGCUUACCCCGUCACAGGGAUUCGAACCACCGACCUUCUGAUAGGCAAGCUCAAGAGGCUCAGUGGUUUAGACCGCAUAACCAACUGAGCUACAUCCCAUAAAUUUCAUUUUCUUCUUAUCCUCUUCCCCAACCCCCAUUCCAAAUCUUGGACUCCCAUAAAUGAAGCUGCUAUUUCUGUUGUAUACACAUAAGUGAGAAGAACUGCUAACUAUACUUCUUUUUUUCCUGCCAGGCUCUGUCCAUGGCAGGGUUGCUUCUAACAAAUUUCCAAAGUGGACAGACGCCAGAGGCUUUGGGUUAUUUUUUUUCUUUCUUUCUCUUCUUCAAGAAGUAUUGUGUAAGAGACAAUGCGCUCCCCCCCCCCACCAUGGAAAGCUUUUUUUCUUUUUUCUUUAGCUCACUGGCUUUGUAUAAUGCUGUCUUAAGACGUAAUGAGAGAUCAGGGGGUGGGAGAGAGGAGAGGGGCUUCUUAAAGGCCCAGAGCUACUUUUGAAAGCAAGUAAAUUCUCCUUUCCCCACAAUUGCAUUGAAUAUAGUACAGAAGCACACUCACCUGCAGGACCCCCCCCCCCAAAAAAAAAACCUUAUCUGAAAUUGCUUUGGAAAGAAAAAUGAACAGUGACCUGAGCAGCCCUUCAUUAGAAGAUCCUUCUUAUUCAUUCUUGGCCUGAACAGCCCUGUGGCUGAUGUUCUGUUGCCCUGGGAAUGUGUUUGGCUCAUUAGGAGCCUUUCUGCCUGAUCAGUCUGCUGUGUGAUUAAAUGUGUGUUAAUUCCUCCUAGUUGGCAGCAGGUCACCAGAGGGCUGUCCUCCCACUUGUGGCGCUGCACUUCCAAAGCACAAUCUUUUUGUAUACCUGGAGUGGGGUAGAGAAUUGGUUUGCUUCAGCUCUAUGGAGUGGAGCGCAUUUGCACCAAAGCCUUGAGCACCAAAUGGUUACGGUUUGCAUUGCAAUUAGAGGCAGGCAAUGCCGCAGCUACGCCUGCUGUUUUAAGAGUUUUUAAAUGUUACUUUCAAUGGCUUGGGGACCUGUGCCUUCCUCUUACGGUGUCCAUAUGAGCAAGUGUGGCAUAACGGUUAGAGGGUUGCACCAGGAUGGGAGAGACCCGGAUUCAAAACCUUUGCCAUUAAGCACGCUAUGUUGCUAUCGGGCUAGUCACUCGCUCUCAGCCAAAUCUCCCUUGCAGGGAUGUUGUGGUGAUAAAGUGGGUGAGAAGAAGAGAACCACGUGUGUCAUCUUGAGCUCCUUGGAGGAAAGACGAAUAGAAAUGUAACCAAUUAUUUUACAGUGGUACCUCUGGAUGCGAACAGGAUCCGUUCCGGAGCCCUGUUCGCAUCCAGAAGCGAACGCAACUCGCGUCUGCGUGUGCGCGGGUCGCGAUUCGCCAUUUCUGCUCAUGCACGUGAUGUCAUUUUGACCAUCUGCGCAUGCGUGAGCGGUGAAACCCGGAAGUAACGUGCUCUGUUACUUCCGGGUCGCCGCAGCAUGCAACCUGAAAAUACUUAUCCCGAAGCUACUUCAACCCAAGGUAUGACUGUACUUCUCCUGCUUACGGUUUUUAAGUGGAAGCAAACAUCUGGACUUUUAUUUUGCUUCCCUGGCCCUAAUCCAACAGUGCUCAUAGCAUUUUGUAUGAUUUUUUUUUUUAAAGGCAUUUUAAAAAUUCGGUGGGUUUUUAAAUCUGUGUGCUCACUCUCUGCACUACUUCCAAUCAAAGAAAAAUUUGGGGCAACCGACUAAAGUUAAAUGUGAGCCCUGCAGCUUUUCCCAUCCCCUCCUGACUCAGUCACUAAAAUGCACUUGUGUCCCACUUUCAGCCAUCAAAGCAGAAAGGCUUCAGGAGCUAUAUUUAUGUUGAGAGUGACAUUUGGAUGUCGAAGGAUGUCAAAGCAUUGCUGUGGUUUGAAUGCAUACUACCGCUUGGACAGAUAGUAUUCCUUGAGUCUACGGUAUUUUAAUGGGUUUACUUGGCAAGGCAAGCUAUGCAAAUGUUGGCAGCAUGUGAAGAAUAUGUAGACUCCUCCAGGUAAGGAGUUCUGGAUUUAUCCCUGGAAGAAUUGCGUUGUUGCUUUAGUGCUACAACUACUUCUAUCUUUUAAAUUUAGCUUAUUUUAAAGUUUUUCAACAAAAGCUUGUUCAUUUAGUGGCUUUGACUGGGAUCAUCAUCUGGCUUUCCAUUUACUGAAACAUUUGCUUCCCUUUGUCCGAGUAAGCUAAAAGCACUGAAAUAAAAAAUAAAAGCUAAACUAUUUACUGGCCACUUGUUCAUUGCAGCCAGACUGACAUUGCCCAAACACUGGAGAGACUUAUAAUGUGUGCUAUUGGACUACAGGUGUGAUAUUUAGCCCUCAUGGAAAUAGUGACCCAAAAUGAUAUUUCUUCAUGGUAUUAAAAAAAUCAAAUAAUUUUUUUAUGUUAGCAAUAAGGACCAGAGUAAGAAUCCAUUGUCCUAUUAUGCUAGAAUUUGGAAUGCAUGACGCUGUAUUGUUUGUUUUUUUAUUUACACACACACACACAACUUUAUUGCAGUCCAUAGACCCAUUAUGACUGUACUUGAUGUGUUUUUCUGAUUUUUUUCCUCCUCCUAGGUAGACUGCAGCCAUGCCAUGUGCUGACACAAUGA
Messenger RNA from Podarcis lilfordi (Lilford's wall lizard), 26210 nucleotides. The record is from the annotation of a GenBank genome assembly. NCBI's taxonomy places the organism in Eukaryota, Metazoa, Chordata, Lepidosauria, Squamata, Lacertidae.